Fonsecaea monophora is the source of this 870-nucleotide messenger RNA. RefSeq lists its product as hypothetical. The coding region runs from base 1 to 870 and encodes 289 amino acids. NCBI's taxonomy places the organism in Eukaryota, Fungi, Ascomycota, Eurotiomycetes, Chaetothyriales, Herpotrichiellaceae. Gene Ontology annotation, biological process: transmembrane transport. The record is from RefSeq and is a predicted model, not a curated record. The transcript is spliced from 5 exons.
AUGGCUCAGAAAAGAAACGUGACGUUUGUGCAGGAGUUUGCAGCCGGAGCGGGAGCGGGUGUUUCGGAGCGAUCGAAGAGCCUCUCGGCAGAGUCGUACCGGGGUGUGAUGGACUGCUUCGCAAAGAUCAUCAGGCAUGAAGGAUUCCGACGCCUGUACCGUGGCAUCACCGUUCCCAUCCUGAUGGAGACCCCGAAAAGAGCAGUCAAAUUCUCGUCCAACGACAUCUUCACCAGACAGUACCUGCGCCUCCUCGGCGCCCCGAAAGUCAAUCAGACCGUAGCCUUACUCGCCGGCUCGACCGCUGGCGCCGUGGAAGCCGUGGUGGUGACGCCGUUCGAGCUCGUCAAGGUACGACUGCAAGACCCCUCUGUCGCGAGCAGAUACAAGUCCGUGACGCGGUGCGUGGCCCAUGUCGUCAAGAGCGAGGGUCUCCUCGUGCUGUACCAAGGCUUCGAGAGCACCCUGUGGCGCCACAUCGUCUGGAACGCCGGGUACUUUGGGAGCAUCUUCAAAGUCAAGGCGGCGCUGCCCACGCCCUCGACGGACGUCGAGCAGACCCUCACGAACUUUGUCACCGGCGCGAUCGGCGGCAGUUUGGGCACCGUGCUCAACACGCCCCUGGACGUCGUCAAGACGAGGAUCCAGGCGUCAACCCGGGCAAAAGGUGCCGCGGCAAAAUAUAACUGGGCUUUCCCGGCGUUGAUCACGGUGGCGCGCGAGGAGGGUAUCAGGGGUCUGUAUAAAGGCCUGACUGCGAAGCUUCUGCGGUUCUGCCCAGGAGGGGGUAUCUUGUUGGUAGCGCACAGUCAGAUUCUGAACAUGUUUGAGGCGUCGAAUAAUGCGAGGAUGUUGAAGCAGGAUCUGUGA